AAAGUAUGUGAACCCUUGGAUUUAAUAACUGGUUGACCCUCCUUUGGAAGCAUAACCUCCACCAAACGUUUUCUGUAGUUGCGGAUCAGACCUGCACAACGGUCAGGAGGAAUUUUGGACCAUUUCUCCUUACAAAACUGUUUCAGUUCCACAAUAUUCUUGGGAUGUCUGGUGUGAACCGCUCUCUUGAGGUCUUGCCACAGCAUCUCAAUCGGGUUGAGGUCAGGUCUGACUGGGCCACUACAGAAGGCGUAUUUUCUUCAGUUGAAGCCAUUCUGUUGUUGAAUUACUUCUGCCUUUUUGGUUGUUGUCCUGUUGCAUCACCUAACUUCUGUUGAGCUUCAAUUGGCAGACAGAUGGCCUUACAUUCUCCUGCAAAACGUCUUGAUAAACUUGGGAAUACAUUUUUCUGUCGAUUAUAGCAAGCUGCCCAGGCCCUGAGUGUCAUUACACACACCUGGUUCCAAUUCCUUACUGAUUGUGUUUGUAUAAAUAUGCCCUUUGUUUCCCCAUUGGGCUUUCAAUUAUUGUUCCCAUGUCCGUUGGUGGUGUGAGUACCUAUACGGUGUGUCAUUCUGUGCUGCAUGUUUUGUGUAUUACGGGUCUCGUCCCGUGUCGUUCUACAAGGUUUAUCAUUGCUCUUUUGUUUGGGUACAUCCCAGUGUUUUGUACAAGUGUUUGUUUUGGGUGUAUUUAACUCCGAUGUAUUCCUGCGCCUCUCUCAAUCCUUUACACAAGCGUGACAAUGAUCCCUCCACCAUAGUUUACAGUUGGGAUGAGGUUUUGGUGUUGGUGUGCUGUGCCUUUUUUUUCUACAUGGUUCCUUCUAAACCUCUCAACUGGAGUUUCAUCUGUCCACAGAAUAUUUUGCCAGUAGUGCUGUGGAACAUCCAGGUGUGAACUUCAGAGGUGCAGCAAUGGUUUUUUUUGGACAGCAGUGGCUUUUUCCAUGGUGUCCUCCCAUGAGCACCAUUCUUGGUCAUUGGCUUGCCUCUGGUUACCUUGGGCCUUGUUUUCUGGCACAUGUGUGAGUGCUGCUUCACCUGUCUCAAAAGAACAAACAACCGCUGCCAUCUUAAUCAACCAUAUUAUGAAAGGUUGUAUGAAGAAAUUCUUUCAGAGGAGGUGAACAAUCAUUUGAAGAAUGAACUGCAGGAAAUUGCGAAAGAGAGGGCCGAGAGGAUCUGUCUUCGGCCCCUUCAGUUCAUCAGGAGAGGGGAUCCUGGGAAUUCAUGGCAAGAUAUUUCAAACUCUGAUUUCUUUUUGUCAGACCAAUAUCAGGAGUCAGUGGGCACAGAAGAGUCAUCUCAUUCAAUAGGUUACUGAAGACUCAGCCCAGUGCGUGUUAUGAUUUUUAAAAGAUAUAAAAAAUAAUAAAAAAUGAAUUUUCCGGAUGUUGAACAUAUGUCUUCUACAUACAUGGAAUAACAUUCAUUUUCAGUUCUAAAUUAAAUUUGAAAUGACGUCUUCUACAGACAUUGAAAAUACAUGUUUGUUGGCUAAUUUCUUUCUAUAGCCAAAUUUCAAUCGUACAUAGUUUUUCCCUUUAAAUAUGACAUAUUACUGAAGAAAGCCUUAUGUCACGCUCAAAAGUUUUAUUUUCAAUAACAUAAUGAAUAUUGCAGUAUAGAAUAUUUUAUUAUUCACAUUUAUCACUCGCACUUAUGUUAGUCUUUUCGAAAGCUUCAGGACUGAAGGUAAUCAUAUUCAACAUUUCCUGACACAACCAACAGAACAUACACUACCACAACAUUCUCAGUAACAGUUACAAAAACGUUUUACUUGCUAUGAUUCUGAUAUGUGGUUGAAUGCACUGACUCUGGAUAAGAAUGUAUGCUGAAUUACCUAAAUGUAGAAAUGAACACUUGUGAUUGCGACCCCAUCCUCAGUAGCCUUUUCCAGUGUUUACUUCUUACGUUGUUACAAGUUACAUAAACUUUCCUUCUUAAUUCACUCAGUAACGUUAUGGGAAAAGGAUUAUAGACAUCUGUUUCACAAGUUUGGACAGAACAGACCAGUAUAGCACAAUAUAGUACAUUAUACUGUACUCUACUCAACUAUACUCUACUUUACUUUAAUGUACUGCACUGUCCAAACUUGUGAAACAUAUGUCUAUGAUAAUGUUAUGUACUGUGCUCUGCUCUGCUCUGCUGUACUGUGCUGUCCAAACCUGUGAAAUGGAGGUCUAUGAAUGCUUCAGAUCUGGACCAAAUAUGAACCAAUCAUAGACCUCUGUUUUGGCUAAAUAAAAGCCAGCCUGGACCAGACCAAAUCUGAACCGAAUAGGGGCCAAAUCAAGGCCUGUCCUAACCGUACCAAAAAUAUGACGUCUGUGAACGUUGGCCAAAUCAAGGCCAGGGUGGAACAACCAAAUUCCAACUACUUUUCAAUGUCCAUGGACGUCCGGCAUCGGUUGGUGCUCAGUGGGAGAAGAGUGUAAGGGUUUUAUUCAAAAAGAUACUUAGUCAGGUUCUUCUUUAUUAGCAUUUCUUGUGCUGCAAUAACCAUUCUGAUUCAAGCUUAAUAAACUGUUUAUACAGCAUUAAAGAGAAACUUUAAUCAAUACAUAAUUGUAGAGUAAAUACAGCCACUUAGAGGAGAUAAAUAGCUAAUGUGUUAAAACAGGUAAUGUAGGAACAGAAGUGCCAAGGUCAAGUGUUGCUGUCCGUCUUUAUUCAUGUGACACACUAAUAACCGUGUUAUAUAUUAUUAGAAAGGCUCUCAAGGUGUUUGGGAAAAUUGUUAUAUGACCAAUACUGUAGCAUGCUACUCUGCUUAUUCCGCUACUCUGCUUAUUCCGCUACUCUGCUUAUUCCGCUGCUCUGCUUAUUCCGCUGCUCUGCUUAUUCCGCUGCUCUGCUUAUUCCGCUGCUCUGCUUAUUCCGCUGCUCUGCUUAUUCCGCUGCUCUGCUUAUUCCGCUGCUCUGCUUAUUCCGCUGCUCUGCUUAUUCCGCUGCUCUGCUUAUUCCGCUACUCUGCUUAUUCCGCUACUCUGCUUAUUCCGCUGCUCUGCUUAUUCCGCUGCUCUGCUUAUUCCGCUGCUCUGCUUAUUCCGCUACUCUGCUUAUUCCGCUGCUCUGCUUAUUCCGCUACUCUGCUUAUUCCGCUACUCUGCUUAUUCCGCUGCUCUGCUUAUUCCGCUACUCUGCUUAUUCCGCUGCUCUGCUUAUUCCGCUGCUCUGCUUAUUCCGCUGCUCUGCUUAUUCCGCUACUCUGCUUAUUCCGCUGCUCUGCUUAUUCCGCUGCUCUGCUUAUUCCGCUGCUCUGCUUAUUCCGCUGCUCUGCUUAUUCCGCUGCUCUGCUUAUUCCGCUGCUCUGCUUAUUCCGCUGCUCUGCUUAUUCCGCUACUCUGCUUAUUCCGCUACUCUGCUUAUUCCGCUGCUCUGCUUAUUCCGCUGCUCUGCUUAUUCCGCUACUCUGCUUAUUCCGCUGCUCUGCUUAUUCCGCUACUCUGCUUAUUCCGCUGCUCUGCUUAUUCCGCUGCUCUGCUUAUUCCGCUACUCUGCUUAUUCCGCUACUCUGCUUAUUCCGCUGCUCUGCUUAUUCCGCUACUCUGCUUAUUCCGCUACUCUGCUUAUUCCGCUGCUCUGCUUAUUCACCACUGGUGAUUAUUUCAAAGAUGUCAAUGACAUUACAUUUAGACAACACUGUCACUGAUGUAAAACCUACUGGCUAGAAAAAGUAUGUGAACCCGUUGGAAUUGCCUGGAUUUCUGCAUAAAUUGGUCCUAAAAUUUGAUCUGAUCUUUUUCUAAGUCACAACAAUAGAAAAACAGUGUGCUUAAACUAAUAAGCCACUGCUGUCCAAAAAAAACAUUGCUGCACAUCUGAAGUUCGCAAAAGGGCACCUGGAUGUUCCAUAGUGCAACUGGCAAAAUAUUCUGUGGGCAGAUGAAACUUAAGUUGAGUUGUUUUUAAGGAACACUAUGUAAAGUAUGGUGGAGGGAGCAUCAUGGUCUGGGGCUGCUUUGCUGCCUCAGGGCCUGCACAGCUUGCUAUCAUCAACGGAAACUUGGGAAUACAUUUUUACAAGACAUUUUGUAGGAGAAUGUAAGGUGGUCUGUCUGCCAAUUGAAACUCAACAGAAGUUGGGUGAUGCAACAGGACAACAACCCAAAACACAGAAGUAAAUCAACAACAGAAUGGCUUCAACAGAAGAAAAUACGCCUCCUGGAGUGGCCCAGUCAGUCCUGACCUCAAACCGAUUGAGAUGCUGUGGUAUGACCUCGAGCGGUUCACACCAGACAUCCCAAGAAUAUUGCUGAACUGAAACCGUAUUCGACAGAGGAACAGUCCAAAAUUACUCCUGAUCGUUGUGCAGGUCUGUUCCGCAACUACAGAAAAUAUUUGGUUGAAGUUAUUGCUGUCAAAGGAGGGUCAACCAGUUAUUAAAUCCAAGGGUUCACAUGCUUUUCCUACCCUGCACUAUGAAUGUUUACAUGGCGUCUUUAUUAAACACAUGAAAACGUA
Oncorhynchus keta (chum salmon) is the source of this 4469-nucleotide messenger RNA. RefSeq lists its product as uncharacterized. The transcript is spliced from 2 exons. The record is from RefSeq and is a predicted model, not a curated record. Lineage: Eukaryota; Metazoa; Chordata; Actinopteri; Salmoniformes; Salmonidae. The coding region runs from base 2747 to 3676 and encodes 309 amino acids.